AUGGGCGGAUCGCUGGCUGGCGUCGACCUGGGGCCUUCGAUGCUGGCAGCUGCUGGUCCAGCUGCAACCUCUGGACCAUCUAUUCCUGCGGGCACAGGGCCAGGCGGAACGCCAACGACGGCUCUCAGCGUCUACCACCUCAUCACCCAGCUGUGCCAGAGACCUGACCCAGCCUCGAUUAUCUCGGCAAACAAGCAGGGCGCCCAGUUCUCGGGGCAGGGUCAAGGCCCCGCUACAGGAGCUACGGGAGCAGAGGCGCUUGCUGGAAGCUCGACGCAGCGCGAGACUGCGCUGCUGGAGUUGAGCAAGAAACGCGAGCAGUACGAAGAUCUGGCCUUGGUCCUUUGGCACAGUUUUGGCGUCAUGUCAUCCCUAUUGCAAGAGAUCAUCUCGGUCUAUCCGAUGCUUACGCCCUCGUCGCUUAGCGCACAUGCUUCGAACAGGGUGUGCAAUGCGCUGGCCCUUCUUCAAUGCGUGGCCAGCCAUCCAGAGACCAGGGUGCUUUUUCUCAACGCUCACAUCCCCCUGUUCCUCUAUCCAUUCCUCAACACGACCUCCAAGACUCGGCCUUUCGAAUACCUGCGCCUGACGUCGCUCGGUGUCAUUGGGGCUCUUGUCAAGCAGAACGACAACAGCGACAUCAUCAGCUUCCUCCUCUCGACGGAGAUCAUCCCCCUCUGCCUUCGCAUCAUGGAGACGGGCUCCGAGCUCAGCAAGACGGUAGCCAUCUUCAUCGUCCAAAAGAUUCUUCUCGACGACACAGGCUUGGCCUAUAUCUGCCAGACAUAUGAGCGUUUCUACGCCGUCGGCACUGUCCUGAGCAACAUGGUGACGCAGAUUGUCGAGAGCCAAGCUGUGCGGCUGCUCAAGCACGUCGUCCGGUGCUACCUCCGUCUCAGCGACAAUCCUCGCGCUCGCGAAGCUCUCCGGGCUUGUCUGCCCGCACCUCUGCGCGACGCCACCUUUUCACAGCUGCUCAAAAACGACCACAUUACCAAGCGAUGCCUCGCCACGCUUCUUCUCAACCUCUCCGACCGCGUCGACUCCUAA
This is a messenger RNA of Acaromyces ingoldii, 1050 nucleotides long. Its product is annotated as Rcd1-domain-containing protein. The record is from RefSeq and is a predicted model, not a curated record. The coding region runs from base 1 to 1050 and encodes 349 amino acids. Lineage: Eukaryota; Fungi; Basidiomycota; Exobasidiomycetes; Exobasidiales; Cryptobasidiaceae. Gene Ontology annotation, biological process: mRNA catabolic process; negative regulation of translation. Gene Ontology annotation, cellular component: P-body; CCR4-NOT complex; CCR4-NOT core complex. The transcript has 4 exons.